GCCUAUAGAUCAACGCCUCUUUAUACAGCCCUAGAUUUAUCCUACACCACAAGCCCUGUCACACCGAACGGAGUAAACAGGAACAAAAUGGCGGCACUGACACGGUCAAGUGUCUUAGUAGCUAUCCUGGCAAUAUGUAUUUUGUACGUCUGGUCGAAGACUGAAGCUUCUCCGGCUCCUAAGGCUACAGGCAAAGCUGGAUUUCGCACGGACCUGGAGAAGGUGAUCCAUGCCACUCGCCAACAGACGCCAUUUCGCGGAAGGCAGAAGAGAAGUAUUUCCCUCAUAAGUGAAUCUGACGAUGCACAAGAUAGAGUGGCUCAUCGAACGGAAGUGGACAGUGCCCCCUCUCGCGGCCAGUGGUACACGGAACGUCGAGCUUAUCGGCUGAGAGGUAUCACAGACUGGAGAGGGGACUAUGGAAAUGACGGUAGGGAUACCUACUACUACGGAGGACGAUCUCGUAGCGGCGGGAGGUCCCAUGGGCAUCGAUAUUGGCCUGGUCAUGAGCCAGGAGGCAGGUCUCAUGGACGGCACCAGAGAGGAUGCUGGGGAUGUCACAGUGGCGGAAGAUCUCGCGGAUUCGACCAGAGUGGGGGCAGGUCUCGAGGAUGGGAUCACGGUGGAGGCAGAUCACGCGAAUGGGGCCACAGUGGAGGCAGAUCCAGAGGUCACGGAGGACGGUCCAGAGGAUACGCUUACGGGAGUAGAUAUGAUACGCGAGACCAUUACGGGCACAGUGCUGAAGACCGUGGUUACGGCUUUGCGGGCUACCACACAGAGUUCCGGUAUGGGUCGCCAUACGGACGUCACAGAAGCGGGGGCGGCUCUCCUGUGGAGAGGCGCCACUACCAGGCGAGAAUCAUUCUGUAGACGUAACAGGGAGCCACAACAGGCCACGAAACUUCAAUUAAAACGAAUUAUUCGUAGAGGCUUAUUGCAUUAGAUCCGUUGAACUCCAUCAAAUUCACGAGAAAGCUACGAAAACAUACAUUUAAAAAGGUAUUCAACAUCAUUCCAUUGUCGACUUAUCGCCCUGAGUUUUAACGUGACUGAAUCCAUGUGCAUUGCAACAAGCGACUAAAAUUACAUAGAAAUUACCGUAUAUAAGUGAAUACCAAAAAAUUUUUUGUCAGCUCACUCUUUUAAUCAUUGAUCCCCGUUAUUACAUGUAUGUCCAUUUAUUAUCGAUAUUCACGUGAAAGCCUUUAUCUCACGAGACAUCAAUCUCCAAACAAUGACGUAACCUGAUAACCAGAAUGCUCCAAUCCACUGUUCUCGCAGUUCUGCGAAGUAUGAUAUAAUAGCGGUACUUUACAGUAAUCCGCGUAUCGCAGGCCUACUUUCUGUGUUCCGAACGCUACCUAUGUUGUUGUCAGCCAGAAGUAUGCGAUUACCAACAACACGGUCUUAUGGGGAGCCAAAAGGUCUAUGGCGUUAUCACGCAGUACCGUUCUUCGCGCUGAGUCGUGUGAUUGCCGUGCACUUUACCACAAGGUCACUAUGGUUGUUUUGGAAUCAUCUGCAGUACACCUACGUACGAGUUCAAGAUGUACCGUCAAUUAUCAAUGUUUUCAGUAGCCACAUUGUUCUUUAAUGUCGUCUGUGAAGUUUUAUGCACAGGUAGGCUAUGGCUUUAGCCAGUUCUAGUUCUCUUCAGCAUUCUGAGAGUUUGUUUAUGCUCCAAAGAAGCAUACUGUAAAUGUAUUUAUGUAUUCUUUGAGUGUAUAUUAAUUGGUAUUGGUCCAUUUGUAUGUUUCAUGCAUCUUUAGUCUGGUAAAUACAUAUCACUCUCGUUAUGGAGAUGUUUGCUUGGUCCACUAAAUAUAGAUGUAUACAUAUGUAACAGUGAUGUCACACCAAAAACUAUAGUAUAUAACAGUCUGUUGUUGUCUUUUGGGGUAUUUUUUUUUAUAGGGAGUAAAACCGGAGCAGCGACGGCAGCGGGAGAGCUGGGAAAUAGACGUAACCAUGAAACACGGCCUCUUGUCAGUUUAUCUCAGGGUUUUGUUCUAACCAUUCAUGUAAAUGCCUUAACAGUAGCAAAUUACACGCCCCUAGCACCAUGGCUUAAGUAGAAGUAGGUAAAUAAAAUGCAGUGAUGUUAUUUGCAAUUUAUUAGACGUCACUGGUCUAGAAUUACUCAACCAUGUCGCGAAGAUAAUUCUGUAACGGAUUGCUGAUACGACUGUUUCAUUAUCGUGUGGCCUAAUAAAAUCUAUAUACAUUUA
Liolophura sinensis is the source of this 2231-nucleotide messenger RNA. RefSeq names its product protein suex-1-like. The transcript is spliced from 3 exons. Lineage: Eukaryota; Metazoa; Mollusca; Polyplacophora; Chitonida; Chitonidae. Bases 88 to 873 code for a protein of 261 amino acids. The record is from RefSeq and is a predicted model, not a curated record.